AUGACAGACGACAAGUACUCACCCACAAACGAAGAGUUUGGAAUUGACGACAUCGUUGUUAAUUCUAACGACGUCAACUACAACAAACGUUCGGAAGGACUUUCAGAGGAUUCCAACGAAUUCAAGGAUCCGCCCGCAGAUGGAGCCGGAGAUUAUGAUUCCAUCAAUAAUAUCAAGUUACCAUUCAACUCGUCAAGCCUACUGGCCGAAAAUGGCUCAGUUGUUUCGAAUGGCCGCAAACAAACUGACGCGACAGACUUGAGAUCUAACAGACCUAAACGUAACAAUCGCUGGAAUGCUGCCCCACCACCCAGGAACUCUCAAAUGACGUUAAAAGAGCAAGAACGGGUUAUAGAUGAAAUAAAGAAAGAAAAUUUUGAUUUGAAAAUGAAGAUUUAUUACUUGGAGGAAAGAUUAAGUAAAAUGGGACCUGAUGAAGUGGAAAGAGCUUCGAAAGAGAUAAGAUUUGACGAAAUGGAGAGAGCUUUGAAAGCGCAAAUAGCAAGUUUAAAAAGUCAAUUAUCCGAACGAACUGAUGAGAUUGAGGAAGCAUAUGCAGAAUUAGAGCGUAUGAGAGGUCGUCCUGCUAGCGUGGCGUCAUCGCGCGAGUCUUCCUCGCGAUUACUUAACGGAGAGUUUAGUAACCAAUAUGAGGAGAACCUUGCACAGCUACGUGACAAAGUUGCCGAGCUGACUCUUCAAUUGCGAGAAAAGACUAUGAUGGUUGAUCAACUGACUCUCGAGUUAGAAGAUCUGAGUAUUGCACACGAGAAUGCAAUGCAGGAAGUGGAAGAGGAUUGGGAUAAAGCUGAAAGUCAAUUGAGAAAUGAAAGUGUGAUAUUAAGAGAGGAAAUCGAGCAGUUACAACAAGAAUACGACCAAGCUCUUCAGGAGCUUGAUAUAAUGCACCAGAGCCGUCAAGAAGAUGAAGCGCGACACCAAGAGGGUGUAGAAAAUAUAAGAGUACAACUCGAAGAAAAGGCUCAAGAGAUAUCAGACUUACAGUUGUCACUCGAAAAAGCUAAAAGACAGACUGAUAAUAAAACAAAAGAAAUCCAAGACGUGACAGAGAAUAACAAGAAGUUGAAGCUCCAAAUAACCGGUCUGGAGAGAACUGUGUAUGAGAAGGAGGAAGAGAUUCAAGAAUUACAGAGUCAAUUACAAUCAAACGUAAAAGAAGCUGAAAUAGAAGAUAAGUUGCGAGAAGAAAUGAUAUCCAGUUUGAAAGAGAAACUCGCACAGAGCAAAACUAAAGUGGCUGAAUUAACGGCCGCACAAGCAAGCAGCUCAAAAGAAAUAGCUUAUCUGAAACAAGAAGUGGAGAAUUAUAGUGCGCGGGUUUCAGAGUUGGAAGAAGCGAAUAAAUCAAGAGAAAGUCACGUUAUAAAUGAGAAGCUCAAAGAAAAGGAACUGCAUGAUAAAGAAUUAGAAAGACUUCGUAAAGAUAAGAAAGAGCUCGAAAAAAUAAUAGAUGAUCUCAAUGAGCAAUUAUUGGCAGCACAGCGACGAAUUGCUGAACUGGAGAUGGCAAUACAAGAACGUGAUGGAGAUCUUCAAUAUGUCCGACAGCAGCUUACCAACCAGACCAAUAGAGCUAAAGAGAGUGCAGAGAGAUAUGGAAAAGAGCAAGAACGAUUGCGUACAGAGUUGGAUGCUCAUCGGCGAGAUUUGGAAAGCCUCCGUUCACAAGUCGAGUCAUUAAAUGAUGAGGUGGAAAAUAAGAAAAAUAUAAUUCUUGAACAUGAAAGUGAAAUCAAACACUUGAAUGCUCAACGCACGAAAUUGAACGAUAAACUUGCAAAUACGGAGAAUACACGAACGAAAGCUGAAGAAACGUAUAGAAAUAUGCAAGAGGAUAUGCGCAACAAGGAUUCGACGAUUGAUGAACUUAAAACACGGAUAACCCAACUUGAAGAUAAUUUGUCACAAGAAAAGAAGCAUUCCGUCGAAGUGCGAACGCAACUUGAUGAAAAGAACAAGAACAUGGAUUAUGAGAGAGAAAGAGUAAAGAACCUCGAAGAACAGGUUACUACCUUCAUGGACGAGCACAAACGCUUGCUUGAGCAAAUUGAGAGACGAGAUGCUACAAUAACCAAAGCACUGAACGGGUUACAGAUGAUCAACCAAAGGAAAGAAGUGAUGGAGAAUGCGCUUUUGAGACAAAUGACAGAAGAGAUGCAGAACAGUCUUUCCAGUGUCAGCAAAAGAACAGGAUAUCAACCUCCGCCAUACAUAAAUCCACCUUGGAAACCACCAGGCAACACUACCAACGUUAGCAACACUAGCUUAUUAAGGAAGACGACUAUUCCCAAAAGCCAUGCCAAAUCAUCAUCGAUUCCAAAACUUACGCCAGCAAAGUCAAAGAAAAGUGCUAACAAUGAAACCGCUUCUUCAUCAACACCAACCCGCUUACCAUCAACAGCAUCGAGUGAUGUCGGUAAAACGGGAAGCCGAUUGAUACCGCCCAAGUCAAUCCGAGAAUCAAAAUGA
Messenger RNA from Paraglomus occultum, 2490 nucleotides. The record is from the annotation of a GenBank genome assembly. NCBI's taxonomy places the organism in Eukaryota, Fungi, Glomeromycota, Glomeromycetes, Paraglomerales, Paraglomeraceae.